This is a messenger RNA of Aspergillus aculeatus ATCC 16872, 1215 nucleotides long. RefSeq names its product NAD(P)-dependent alcohol dehydrogenase. The transcript has 2 exons. Gene Ontology annotation, molecular function: oxidoreductase activity. Bases 1 to 1215 code for a protein of 404 amino acids. The record is from RefSeq and is a predicted model, not a curated record. Lineage: Eukaryota; Fungi; Ascomycota; Eurotiomycetes; Eurotiales; Aspergillaceae.
AUGACUUCCGCCACCAUGCGCGCAUGGGUCUACACCCAGUCAGGCCUGCCCUCACACAUCCUGAGACCAACGACCGCCUUCCCCGCGCCGACGCCCUCCUCCCUCGGCGCCGAUGACCUCCUCAUCGAAGUAGACUACGUCUCGCUGAACGCGAUCUGCACGACCAUGAUGCGCGCCCUCCCCCCGCAGCCCUUCUCCCUCGGCCUCCCCUUCCGGCGCCGCAUCGCUGUCCCCGAAUUUGAGUUCAGCGGACGCAUCCUCGCCACGGGGUCGCAGGUGCCCACCACCCGACCCGAACUAGGCCUCUCCACCCGAGUCGCAGGCUGCGUCUCCGAGCUGGAAGUCUUCGGAACAGGGAAGGGCGCGCUCGCCGAGCGGUUGGUCGCGCCAGCCAGCCAGAUUAUCGCGCUGACCAGUUGCCCCCUUCCCCUUCAGCCCUCACCCUCCGCUCAGUCACAAACCCAAUCCACGACUCCCCCUUCACCUCCACCUGCACCGCAACCAGAACCACUAUCACCUUUGGAAGCAUCCGGCCUAACCGCCUGCGGCAGCACCGCCAUCCAGACCCUCGACCUCACCCGACUAAUAGCAGGGGACAAACUGCUCGUGAACGGGGGCAGCACAAGCCUCGGCAUGCUCAUGAUUCAAAUUGCACGGCACAUCCUCGGCCCAACCGGCACGAUUGUCGCGACAUGCUCAUCGCGCAACACCUCGCUGCUCACCUCGCUCGGCGUCGACGAGGUCGUCGACUACGUCGCGCACGACCCGCUGCACGAGUAUCUCCUCGCCCACCACUCCUCCUCUCCCUCUUCCGCAGGAACCCGUCCCUUCGACGCGAUAAUUGACUGCAUCGGCGACGCCACCCUCUACCACCACUGCGCAGCGUACCUAGCCGAGGGCAAACCCUUCAUCAAUCUGGGACAGAUGAAAGCCACCCCCGGGUUUUGGGGGCAGAUCGCGUGGGCGUGGGAGCAGGUGGCGCUGCGGUUUUGGCCGGUUGUGCUCGGGGGUGUUCCCCGGGAGUAUCGAUUUUAUAGUGGGCGGCCGCGGGCGGAGGAUAUGGGGCGGGUGAUGGGGUUGGUGGAGCGGGGGGUGGUGCGGGUGGUGGUGGAUUCGGUGUGGGCGUGGGGGGAGGUGCCCAAGGCAUAUGAGAGGAUGGAGAGUAAGCGGGCCAGGGGGAAGGUUGUUGUGAGGGUGGGAAGUGAGGCUGCGUGA